Messenger RNA from Galeopterus variegatus (Sunda flying lemur), 1116 nucleotides. RefSeq names its product src-related kinase lacking C-terminal regulatory tyrosine and N-terminal myristylation sites (gene SRMS). Gene Ontology annotation, cellular component: extrinsic component of cytoplasmic side of plasma membrane. Lineage: Eukaryota; Metazoa; Chordata; Mammalia; Dermoptera; Cynocephalidae. The coding region runs from base 1 to 1116 and encodes 371 amino acids. Gene Ontology annotation, molecular function: signaling receptor binding; non-membrane spanning protein tyrosine kinase activity; ATP binding. Gene Ontology annotation, biological process: innate immune response; cell differentiation; cell surface receptor protein tyrosine kinase signaling pathway. The transcript has 8 exons. The record is from RefSeq and is a predicted model, not a curated record.
AUGCAGCUUCAGUCUGCUUUUGCCUCAGACCUUCAGCUGCCCACACCCACAUCCCCCUCCAACAGGUCUGGCCCUCUCAGGGACUCUGAGAAUGGAGCUGAACCAGGCCCCUCAGUCCGCACCGGGGCCAAAGUCUGCCACUACCGCAUCUCCACGGUGGCUGACGGCAGCCUAUACCUGCAGAAGGGCCGGCUCUUCCCCAGCCUGGAGGAGCUGCUCGACUAUUACAAGGCAAACUGGAAGCUGAUCCGAAACCCACUGCUGCAGCCCUGCACACCCCAGAAGCCCCUGGGGCAGGACCAGUGGGAACGGCCACGCUCCGAGUUUGCCCUUCACAGGAAGCUGGGUGAAGGCUACUUCGGGGAGGUGUGGGAAGGCCUGUGGCUGGGCUCCGUGCCUGUGGCAGUCAAGGUCAUCAAAUCAGCCGACAUGAAGCUCGCCGACCUCGCUAAGGAGAUCCAGACGCUGAAGAGCCUGCAGCACCAGCGGCUCAUCCGGCUGCACGCGGUGUGCUCAGCAGGGGAGCCUGUGUACAUCGUCACGGAGCUCAUGAGCAAGGGCAGCCUGCAGGCCUACCUGGGCAGCCCUGCGGGCCAGGCCCUGAGCCUGCCUCUGCUGCUGAGCUUUGCCUGCCAGGUGGCUGAGGGCAUGGGCUACCUGGAGCAGCGGUGCAUUGUGCACCGGGACCUGGCUGCCAGGAACGUGCUCGUGGGUGACAACCUCGCCUGCAAGGUGGCCGACUUUGGCCUGGCCAGGCUGCUCAAGGACGACAUCUACUCCCCGAGCAGCGGCUCCAAGAUCCCUGUCAAGUGGACGGCGCCCGAAGCGGCCAAUUACCACAUCUUCUCUCAGAAGUCAGAUGCCUGGUCCUUCGGUGUGCUGCUCUAUGAGGUCUUCACCUAUGGCCAGUGUCCCUACGAAGGAAUGACCAACCACGAGACACUGCAGCAGAUCGCUCGAGGGUACCGACUGCCACGCCCGGCUGCCUGCCCUGCGGAGGUCUAUGUGCUCAUGCUGGAGUGCUGGAAGGGCAGCCCUGAGGAGCGGCCCACCUUUGCCAUGCUGCAGGAGAGGCUGGGUGCCGUGCACAGGCGCCUCCACCUCAGCCUCAUGUGA